Molecule: messenger RNA, 2742 nt
Organism: Drosophila serrata
Lineage: Eukaryota; Metazoa; Arthropoda; Insecta; Diptera; Drosophilidae
Product: glycosaminoglycan xylosylkinase homolog
Biological process (GO): protein phosphorylation
Cellular component (GO): Golgi apparatus
Molecular function (GO): phosphotransferase activity, alcohol group as acceptor
Source: RefSeq, a predicted model, not a curated record
UUCUGUUUCGUCUACGCCGGCUGCACGUUUUUCCCGAAUUUUCACCGACAUAAACAAAUGCUAUUUAUAUAGCCAAUUGACCAAACAAGAGUGGCGAACAAAGUGAGGCAGUAAAAUGCUUUGUUUUAUUCGGCCGUCGCAGAAGUUUCCCGGUUUCGAGUGCGUGUGGCUGUGGAUGUUGGCCAAAAAUGAGGCUGCGGCCAAUUAAUUCAAAGAAGCAGCCGAAGAGGAAGCACACGAUUUAUUAAGCAAUCCGCUGUUGCCAAGAAAUCAAGAAAUCCCAAAUGGGUAACGACUUUAUGCAAACCUUUAGACACAUCGCUCAGCCGAAGGAUCGGUCGGAUAUCUUUAAAAUCCCGAAGUAGGACAUUCCUUGCUAUUUGGCGACUUCUUCGUAAACUAUAAAUUCCAUUGCAAAUUAUAAAUAUUUUUGCAACGAAAUAAAGUGUAUUGGUGGAAAGAGGAAUAUUGCUAAAAAGAGUUAUUGAUAACAGUUUUUUAUCAAGGCAAUUCAAAAACGAAACCUUAUUAAAUUCUUGUAUUGUCACAAGUUGGAAAGACAACAGCCACACCCGGAAAAGAUACUAAAUAAUAGAUAUGUACAAGAUUCAAGAGGGGGCAAUGCCAAGAAUGCGGCGACUAAUGGGAUCAGAACUUGUAAACAACCAUUACGAUCUGAUUAACUUGAUGUUGUAGAUGCAGCCACAAUUAAUUUGCACAACAAUGGACUGAUGCGAACAGUUGUCGGCCGAUGUCUGCCAAAAAAAAAAGGAAAACAAAAUAAAGCAAAAAAGGAAGGGCAACAUCAUCAGCAUAAGCUACAACAAUUGCCAGAGCAAGAGGCACAAAUUGCUAGUAUCCCAGCAGCAACUACAACAACAACAGCAACAUAAGCAUGCCACUGUGGCUGCAGCGGCCCGGUCAUAUCAACAACAUUUCGGCUAGAAUUGAGCAAUUUGCCAGUGUUGCGGCGGCCGCGGCGUAUACGUAAUAUUAAAAAUAGGUGAUAGUGCCCCAGGCUACAGGCUGCAACAGGAUGAAUAAGCGGAACGUAAUUAUAGCAGGCAUCGUGGCCAGUCUCCUAGGACUGGUCUUGGGUGUAAACUUUUAUUUCAUGUACUAUCUGAGUGCCGAGGAGGGUCAUUUGGCCAGCGUGCGAGCGCUGGAGAACAUGAUCCGACACAAAAUGCGGCACCUGAAGCCCGCCUACCUCAAUCGUAAUCCCCGCUUCUUCAUGUUCCGGAAUAAGCUGCUCAAGAACUACAAGGCGGCGCCAUACGAGAAUGCCAGCGUCCUCUGGGACAUUGCCAAUUGGUGGCCGCAAGAGAACGAGGUGUAUCCUCUGUACGACUCCUCGAUGGGUCAGCUUUUGGAAACGUUGCGCCGCGAGCCGAUCACACGAGUAAGCAACCUGGCGCGAGGCACACAGCUAAAGCUUCUGGUGCGACUGGCUCAGCAGCAAAAGGUGAUCUUCAAGCCGCAGUGGUAUCCGAGGGAUGAGGUAAUCGAGGGAAUGGUGUACAGUGGCAAGGAUCGGCACACGGCUGAGGUGUAUGCCUUCUAUCUGGGCGCCGUACUCGACCUGCGAUGGACUCCCAUCGUUGUGGGUCGAGUUGUGAACCUAAAGAGGGAGAUCUAUGCCAACGGAGACCCAGAAUUGCAGCAAACCAUCAGCAUAGAAACGGACGAGGAUGGCAAGGAGAGAUAUUGCUUGUACGGAAAGUGUCACUACUGCAAUGAAGAGGAGACUGUCUGCGGCGACGACAGGCACAACAUCGAAGGCGUACUUAUUCACAUUGUGCCGGGAACGUUGGCCAAGCGGCGAUCUCCUUGGCAGCGUACCUACAAAGACGACAAGCGGGCGCCUUGGGAGGAUGAUAUGACCUAUUGCAAGUCUCUAAAGAACAAAAUGGAGACUAUCCGCCUGUUGGAUCUCAUAGAUGUGGCCAUCUUUGACUAUCUGAUUCAGAAUGGUGAUCGCCACCACUACGAGACGCGAGAAGAGCGCGUGGUUCUCAUCGACAAUGGCAAGGCCUUUGGUAAUCCGAACAAGGACCAUUUGGAUAUCCUGGCGCCCCUCUACCAAUGCUGCCUCCUGCGAAAGUCUACAUGGGAUCGCCUUCAGGUCUUCUCGGGCGGCGUGUUGACUGAAAUUGUCGAUCGGCUGUCAAAACAAGAUGCACUGUAUCCCUUAAUAACGGAAAAGCAUAAAAAGGGAAUUGAACGAAGGCUCCUGGUUGUGUAUGCGGUUGUGGAGCACUGUAUGGACAUUGAGGGCGAAAAAAUGUUCAAAACUCUUUAAGAUUCCCCAAAAGGAUCAGGCUGAAACUAGAGCCAAAAGGAUAGGAUCUUCCUGUUCUCACUUUCCACAUCCUAUUUAGGAAGUUAGCUAAAGUUAGAUAGAGAAACUAAUCCAAUAAUAUUAGUUAAUUUUCUUUUUUUUAUGGCUGUCACCGUUUAGAUCUUUCCCUUUAGUUUAAAUACGUUUUCUUUGCCUCCUUAUAGAACUUAAUUAGUUUUUAAGGUUUGACAGAACAUAUCGAUAUAUUGCUGCUGUAUCAAUAUAUGUCGUGAAAGUUGAUGUGUAAAUUAAUAUUUUCAAAAUAUAAGGUGCAAAUCGACGAUAUUUUUGGUAAGAUAGUGAGAGCUAUUUUAGUCGAUAUAUAAUGUAGAUGCAUCCAUACGUCUUAAUGGUAAACUUUUUCCCCAUAUAUAUGAAAUAAUUAAAAAGUUAAGACAGCG